This is a messenger RNA of Brassicogethes aeneus, 560 nucleotides long. Lineage: Eukaryota; Metazoa; Arthropoda; Insecta; Coleoptera; Nitidulidae. The record is from the annotation of a GenBank genome assembly.
UAUGGAUAAGACAAUUUUCCGCAGCAGAAACAGUUGUCAGACUGCUAGGAGAAUUUUUUGGCACUGCAAUAUUGGUGUGCAUCGGAUGCUUAGGUUGUGCAGAAGACGUAUACCCUGAACCGCAAAACGUUUUAAUUCCAGCAUUUGCUUUCGGAUUUGCUGCUGCAAUUUCAGUUAUGGUAUUCCUACCCAUAUGUGGUUGCCAUAUUAACCCAGCAGUAACGGUGGGUGCUGUAGUUUUGGGUAAAGAACCAUUCGACAUAAUAUUCUUUUAUAUACCCGUACAAUACCUUGGUGCUAUGUUGGGAUACGGACUGAUCUUUGCGUUAGUUCCAAAUUUUGAACCGUAUGAUGAGACAUUUUUUAGCAACAAAAUAUGUAUGUUGCACGUGCGACCAGAAAUGAACGUUUUCAACGUUUUUGUAUGGGAAGCAGUAGGCACGUGGAUAUUAGUUUGGUUAGUAUGUUCCUUAAUGGACAAAAGAAACGAAGAUAAGACGUCUACUGUAGCUUUAAGAGUAGGGGUUGGUAUUACAGCAUUGGUAUUGGGAUUGGUAUAA